This is a messenger RNA of Stegastes partitus (bicolor damselfish), 1116 nucleotides long. It is a transcript of the gene coa6, whose product is annotated as cytochrome c oxidase assembly factor 6. Bases 207 to 449 code for a protein of 80 amino acids. Gene Ontology annotation, biological process: respiratory chain complex IV assembly; mitochondrial ATP synthesis coupled electron transport. NCBI's taxonomy places the organism in Eukaryota, Metazoa, Chordata, Actinopteri, Pomacentridae. The record is from RefSeq and is a predicted model, not a curated record. The transcript is spliced from 3 exons. Gene Ontology annotation, cellular component: mitochondrion.
UGCGACAAGGAAGUGCUGCUGCUGCUGCUCGCGUCCUUCACUUUGCUCAGUAACCAAACACGUUAUAAAAGUCUGCUGGCUGUCGAUUUGUAAAAGCAUUGGGGUGUUUUGGAGGGUUUUAUGGAGUAACAGCAGUAAGCAGAAGCAGUGGUUGGAACAAGCAAGUGCUCCGGAAGGUUUUAAGGCUUCAAACAAGUCCAGCAGCAAUGACGGCUCCAAACUCUGCAGAACGAAAGGCCUGCUGGGACGCCAGGGACCUGCUCUGGAAAUGUUUGGACGAUAAUGGUGACAGAGCUGAAUCCUGCCAGAAGUUCCAGAGCGAAUUUGAGGCAAAAUGUCCUGCACAAUGGGUGAAAUAUUUCGCCAAGAGGAGAGAUUUCUUAAAAUACAAAGAGAAAAUGCAGAAAGAAGGGUUCAAGCCAGCUGAAGGCCCCCAGGAGGCGUCCUAACCUCUACCAUCACAGUCUGCAAGAUGAGUGACUUUUCACCAACUUGGGACAGAGAUGCAGGACUUGGAAAUGAGUUUUCAACUUCAUUGUGGACAAAGUACCUUUAGUUCACCUUUAUUGUUAUUUAUUUGUAGACCUUAACGCUGCUAUAAGAAAUCUGAAUGGCAGCACAAGGGAACUGUGUGAACAUUGUUUGAGCUUCUAUCCUCAGAAAUGCAAUGAAGUGACAUCAGCUCAUGUCAUCCAACCGAGCCAGUGUAAUGUGCUCUUAAUGAGUACUGUUGGAUUUCACGUGAACGUAACUUGUGUCAUUGUGGACAAAUUUUUGCAAUUGUUACCUGUGAAAUACGUAAUUACACUGGAGUCCUGCACUCUCAUACACAUGCUGGGUGCGCGUCCAUUACCUAGGAUAAGAGUUACCUAUCAUACCACUGUCCAAGAUGCUCUUUCUGUGAUUCUCUUCAUUGGAAUAAUGCUGGUGUUUGGGGUUAAUGACGUUUUUAUGAAUUCAAACCCAUCAUUAAUGACACUUGUGUGAUUUACAAAUAAAUGCUGAUUCUUACUGAUUGCAGAAACUAUAUAAUUCCACAACAGUGCCUCAUUGGACAAAAUCAGAGAAGUGUGACUGACUUGUGUUGUUUGCGAAUAAAUUAAAUAGACCAAGUGG